AUGUCGACCAUCACCGAGAUCACGAGCGUGCCCGACUGGGAGAAGCACCUCGCCUCCCUCGCACCGACCACCCUCCUCAUCAUUUCCUUCCACGCGCCCUGGGCCGCGCCCUGCGCCCAGAUGGCCACCGUCCUGUCGACCCUCGCCGCAGACUACCCCGUCACGAGCCCACCACAGACCUCCUGGGUCUCCAUAAACGCAGAGGAGCUCAGCGACCUCAGCGAAACCUACGACGUCACCGCCGUGCCCUUCCUCGUCCUCAUCCGUAACGGUCAGGUCGUUGAGACGGUCAGCGGCAGCAGCGCCGUCAAGGUGCGCACGGCCAUCGAGACGCACGCGAAGAACACGGGUGCCGCCGCCGGCGCCCCGGCCACAGUCAACGGCAACGAGGGCGUCGCCGCCGAUGGCGUUGCCGCCAAGCCCGACGAGCCUGUCGACCCGGAGAAGGCCAAGGAGGAGCUGUUCAAGCGGCUGGCGGACCUCGUCAAGGCGGCGCCCGUCAUGCUCUUCAUGAAGGGCACCCCCAAUUCGCCGCAGUGCGGCUUCUCGAGGCAGCUCGUGGCCAUUUUGCGCGAAAACUUUGUCAAGUUUGGCUUCUUCAACAUCCUGGCGGACGACGAGGUGCGGCAGGGUCUCAAGGAGUACGCCGACUGGCCCACUUUCCCCCAGCUUUGGGUUGAUGGUGAGCUCGUGGGUGGACUGGAUAUCGUCAAGGAGGAGCUCGAGAACGAUGCCGACUUUUUUGCAGCGUACAGCGUCAAGACGGAGGGAGAGGCAACGGCAUAG
Verticillium dahliae VdLs.17 is the source of this 786-nucleotide messenger RNA. RefSeq names its product monothiol glutaredoxin-5. Bases 1 to 786 code for a protein of 261 amino acids. The transcript has 2 exons. NCBI's taxonomy places the organism in Eukaryota, Fungi, Ascomycota, Sordariomycetes, Glomerellales, Plectosphaerellaceae. The record is from RefSeq and is a predicted model, not a curated record. Gene Ontology annotation, molecular function: 2 iron, 2 sulfur cluster binding.